GAAGCAGGCCGGCGGGAACGCCCUGCCGGGUGGGUGGGAAAGGCCGCGAGCGCGCCCCGCACCGCCCGUUUCCCAGGCCCGCCGCGGCGCGGAGCUGUCACUGCGGCAAACGCGCCGCCUCCCCCCGCCGCCCGCCUCCCGGAGCCCAGAUUCAGGAACGUGCCGCAGCCCGGGUCCCUCCCUGCGCCAGCGCCCCACCCGCGCCGGGGAGGAAACGGGGGCUAGCGCUCUCCGGGGGGACUUGAGACGCUGGGUCCCCAGGGCUGCUAGGUCAGGAGGCAGCUGCCACUGAAAAGCAGUGAUUGAUUUCAAGACAGUAAGCAUCAAGGGAGUAGCCAGAGGUAUUGACUGAAGCUUAAAUUACCUAAAUGAUACAUUCAAAAGAAAAGAAAGAAGAAAGGAAAAAGGAAAAAGUUCUUGUGACUGAUAAUGAUUUCCAGCUGCCAACGAAGGUUGUGGAUCCCAAGAGAAAGGUAACCAUUUCUCACCCUCCUGAGUGGAAUUGGCUGCCUCUGGGAGUCCACAGUGGCUGGCAGGAGAGAUGGCUGAAUUAGCAAGCUAUAAGGAUUCUGCCUCCAGCCGCCACCUGCGAUUUAAGUUACAGAGUCUGAGCCGCCGGCUCGAUGAGUUGGAGGAGGCCACCAAAAACCUCCAGAAAGCCGAGGAGGAGCUCCUGGACCUCCAGGACAAGGUGAUCCAGGCGGAGGGCAGCGAGUCCGGCAUGCUGGCUGAGAUCGAAGUGCUGCGUCAGCGGGUGCUGAGAAUUGAAGGCAAAGAUGAAGAAAUCAAGAGAGCAGAGGAUCUGUGUCAGCUGAUGAAGGAGAAACUCGAAGAGGAGGAAAACCUUACCCGGGAGCUGAAGUCGGAGAUUGAGCGGCUUCAGAAACGCAUGGCCGAGCUGGAAAAGCUGGAGGAAGCCUUUAGCAGGAGUAAGAAUGACUGUACCCAACUCUGCUUAAGCCUGAAUGAGGAGAGAAAUCUGACAAAGAAAAUCUCCUCAGAGCUGGAAAUGCUCAGGGUGAAGGUGAAAGAACUGGAAUCUUCUGAGGAUCGGCUGGAUAAAACUGAACAGAGUUUGGUGUCGGAGCUGGAGAAGCUAAAAACGUUGACUCUGAACUUUGUCAGCGAAAGAAAAUACUUGAAUGAAAAAGACAAAGAAAAUGAGAAGUUAAUUAAAGAGCUCACUCAGAAACUGGAACAGAACAAAAAAGUGAACCGAGAUUAUAGCAGGAAUGCUUCAAAUCUUUUGGAAAGGAAUGACCUGCGGAUCGAGGACGGCAUCUCCUCCACGCUGCCUUCCAAAGAGUCAAGAAGGAAGGGCACGCUGGACUACCUGAAGCACGUAGAGAAUGAAACAAGAAACAGGUCAGAAAACGAAAAGAACCGAAAUCAGGAAGACAACAAAGUCAGAGACCUGAACCAGGAGAUCGAGAAACUUAAGACACAGAUCAGACAUUUUGAGUCUCUGGAAGAAGAGCUGAAGAAAAUGCGGGCCCGAAAUAAUGACCUUCAGGAUAACUACCUGACCGAACAGAAUAAAAACAAGCUCCUCGCCAGCCAGCUGGAGGAGAUAAAGCUGCAAAUCAAGAAACAGAAAGAGCUAGAGAAUGGGGAGGUGGAGGGGGAAGACGCCUUCCCGAACAGCAAGGGCAGGCACGAGAGGACUAAGUUCAGAGGCCACGGGAGUGAGGCAGCAGUGUCCAAGCACGCGCCCCGAGAACAGUCUCCUCAGCACAAGCACAGGGAGAGGAUCCGCAGCAGGGAGUUUCUUCUCAGCAAUGAAAACUAUUCUCUGAGCAACAGGCAGGUUUCUUCCCCCAGUUUCCCCAGCAGGAGAGGAGGAAAAACAUCCAACAUGGGGGCAGGAGCAGACAAUGGGACUCAGGAGACAAAGAGGACUGAAGACCGAUUUGCCUCGGGCUCUGCUCAGAGUGAAGGGAAGAAGUCCAGGGAGCAGCCCUCGGUGCUUAGCCGCUACCCACCAGCAGCUCAGGAGCACAAUAAAGUUUGGAAGGGGGCUGCCAAACUGGGCACGGAGAGUGGGCUGAAGGGAAAAGUGGAAAAGACAACGCGAGCAUUUGGCGACUCCACCCAUGGAUCUGUUCCCGGUGACGUUUUGGGUAGAGCUGACAAGGCUUCCGACGCCGCCUCUGACGCCCUCUAUGGCAAGAGGGGUCAAGGGUCUGGCAGUGGAAGUCAGAUAACUCAGGCCACUGAAUCGAGCAGUUCUAAGGCCGUCGGAGCUCUGGCCUCUUCUAAAAGAGCUUCCCCAGAAGGGUUUCCUAAGGGCAAAAAAGCGCCCAAUGGACUGGAGGCUGAUACCGGUUCCCCAACUUCCAAGACACCGCCUUUAUCAAAAUAUCCGUUUAGCUCCAAAGGCCAAGAGAACAUCCUUCAAGGCGGUUCAGCCUCAAAUAAAGGACUUGAUCAGCCAGUAGCGGUCGUGACGGAAGACAGCAGCCAGCAUGAGGCCUUGAGGUGUCGAGUCAUCAAAUCCAGUGGCAGAGAGAAGGCCGACUCAGAUGACGACAUGGAUGUGGCCUCUCUCGUUACUGCCAAGUUGGUCAACACAACCAUCACCCCCGAGCCAGAGCCCAGACAACAUUCCAGCUUGAGGGAAAAAGGCAAACCCCGUGGGGGCCUUCGAACCGCCCUGUUUGAGAAUGAUAAAGAUGCUGUGACAGAAAACGAACCUGUGAAAGCCGUCAGAGCCGGUGGCAAUGCGGUGGAGCCCCCAGACACCAUGAACACUGGGGGGAAAAGCCAGCGACCCUUCAGCCCCCGAGAGGCCUUGCGGUCUCGAGCGGUCAUCAAGCCCAUCAUCAUCGAUAAGGAUGUGAAGAAAAUCAUGGGCGGAUCAGGAACUGAGGUCCCACUGGAGAAGCCGAAGGCCUCCUCCAAGUCAGGGCCAAACAAAGUGACCAGCAGCAUCACCAUCUACCCCUCGGACAGAGCCGCCCCCGCCGAGGCCCCACGGGAGAGGCACACGUCCACCAGCAACAUCCAGGUCGGGGCCGCAGAGCCGGCAGCUGCGGGCAAUCAUGUCAGCUCCCCCUUUGAGCUCUCCAUCCACAAACACGACAUCACCAUGCAGUUCACAGAUGUGGAGCGCGUAGGAGAUGGGCCCCUGAAAAACAGGCCCGAGACAGUGGUGUCUCGGAGCAGCAUCAUCAUCAAGCCAUCCGACCCUUUAGAGAGGAAUAGCCAUGUGCUCCCAGCGGAGACAAUCAGCCCGAAAAGCAACAGUGCCCCCUCAGAAAUGGGCUCUGCUGAUGCCAGGCACGUUACUGUGCGGAACGCUUGGAAGAGUCGGCGGGACUUGAACUCUUGCGAAGAGUCCCCAGCUCGGAUAGGGAAGAAUGUGGAGCCUACCAAUGCCUACACUCAGAGAGCUGCCACAGACUACUCAGACCUCGAACAGUCCAGGUCCUGCCUUUAUGAACAGGGCACUCGAAGGGUAGGAAACUCUGGAGAUGCCCCCGAGCUGUCCUCCAGAAGGACCCAAAGUAGCCUCACCGUGGGUGAGGUGCUCACGCGUCGGAAUCGGGUGGGAGAGACGUCCACGGCUGCAGCCUGGAACCACUCAGCCGGCCUGGAGGAAGGUGAGGAUUGCGCACUAAGUGUCUACAAGCGACUGCACAACUCCCUGGAACGGUCUGAACUGCCCGCCAAGCAGGGGCUGCCAGAGCUCGGGCGAGUACGGGCCGAGGAACGGUUACGGCCCAGCAGGCCCUGUGCUGAGGAAAACUGAGCCAGCUGGUGAGAACUUCAUCUCCUCUGCUCCUGUUUCUCAGCUCUUCCACCUUCCUGCCCUGUGACGGAUCCCGAGCCAAUUAACCAGGCUAGACUCCAGGCCUUGGCUGAGACUGGCAGAAAGCCAGGCUGUGGCUCAGGGCAUUUUGCCUGUUGGCUGGAUGGGAUCAGAGACUACAAGUUGGACUGUCACCUAUACCCAGCCCUCCGUGACGCAUGAGUCCUCUCCUUGUCCCUUUACCCCAGGUAGGAUGGACCAUUCUGGCCCCCAAGCGGGGAAAGAUAUACAAACCCUUUGUUUGUAUCCUCACCCCAUAGCAGCAGCUGAAAGCUCUUCUCUGCUCCUUGGUGGGUGAUCAUAGGGCAACCCCUUCUCUCGGUCCAUGUUCUGACUUGUCUUCUCAUUGCAUCCAAUUCUCUUUGUUUGUCCUAAGGCUACAUACCAAGACCAAACCAUCAGCUCCAUCUAGGGGGCUUUCGUUCCUUUUCCCUUUAGAGUUGAGAGGUCUGUGCUGCCUCUAAGAGACAUUAUAGGAUUCCCCUUUAAGUUGAUGUUUCUCUGACCUGGCCCCUUACCUAACCAUUGUUUCCUGGGGGCAGAGCACACGGGUACCCAUCUGUUGGAAUGACAUCCCUCCUCCUGCCCCGGCGCUCUGCUCAUUUUCCAAAGGCACCUGCAAGUGCACAAGCCUCAUGCAUUGUUCUCUGGGCACCAAUAAUGCUGCUCCUCUCCUGUGGCUGGAGACUUCAGGCUGACUUCAUUGUUUCCACCUUAGGAAUAUCUCCAGACUAAACUGGGCCUGACCCAGAAUUCUUUGCCUUCUAAGAAGUGCCCAGCAAAGGGAAAAGCAGACAAGAAGAAGCAAUUUCCCUUUAGUCACUCCACAAAGCAAUAGCUCCAUGAAAGGCAUGGACUUUGUUCCUCCUCACCCCUGUGGAGGAGGCCUCGCACUUUACUGAGCUGAUGCAUUCCUAUGGAAGUGGGUCCAUGAUUUCUGCCAAGGCUGUCAGUAAAACGACUUCAUUGGAGAAAAGGUGAUACAUGUUCAUCUGGGGCUGCAGGCACGUAUCUACUUCCAAACACAACAGAUGUUUUAGGAGGCCACAUAAAUAAAAAUUGUUUAGUUUCCUUAUACUAGUCACAAGAAAAAAAGAACUUAUCUUUUUGGCACAGUUUUUUUCUAUGGCAUUUUCUCAGUUCAAAGGGAUGUGCUUCCAAGGGUUAACUUUAGGAAGCAGCUACGCUUGCCUACAAAGAUCUCACCAAUAUAUUGAGAACAUUUAGGUGUUGAGAUAACUGAAUUGUUCACUUUCUUGUUGCAUGAAUUUCCUUCCCUAUAAAAUGAGGUCUUUGAAAUGGUCUCUCUGGGCCCUAAAUCUGGCGUCCUAGGGUUCUCCUGUCCUUAGUACUCUUGCUUUUAGAAGGGUGUCAGCUACAUGGGUUUGGGGAAUUUGUUUUCUGUCCUGCCUUUAUUUCGGCGGUCCCUUUUCAGGCUCCCCAAGUUUCAUUGUCAUGAAGUCAGAGAAUCUCCCUUGGCCUUCAUUUCCCAAUCUAUAAUAUAUAAAGGAGUUAGAUUAGAUGACGUCUACUGCUCGUUACCAACCUUGCUCAAUGCCACACAGAAUGUUUCUCCUAACAUGAGCUGGUUUCUCUCUGGCUUUUGCGCUGCCUGAGCCAUCUUUCCUACUGCUGCGUAGGAUGGGAACCAGCAUUCAUCCUGUCUGCAUCAGACUUGGGAGUCCUGGGCACACCGACCUUAUUUUGAUGAAAAGGCAUGUUUUGUCUUAAUUUCUAAUUCCAUACUUGGAAUUUAAUCAACCUAAGAGCAUUACCAUAUGGCUUGCCUUCCCUCUCCAAAUCCCUGCCUCCAAUAUUCAACUUAAGUGGAAUUAAAAAAAAUUUUUUGGGUUUAUGAUUAUUUCCAUUUUUACUGAGAAGCGGUUUUAAAAAAUCUCUUCCUUCAGUCAGCUUCUCCAGGCCAGCUUGCUCGAGGCUGCAGUUCCCUCACUCGUAGCCUCCCUGUCAUUCUUCAACAGGUUGCCAAUCCUGAGUGUCCAAAGGAAACUGACCUCUGUGUGGUCAACUGAGGGCAUAGGAAACAAUCUGUGGCUCUUCUUUGCUGAUGGAAACAGAAGGGCACUAUGCCAUGCCUACAAAGAUCUCACCAAUAAUAUUUGGGCCUUAGAGCCCUGGAUUCUGGUGCUGUAGCUUCUGGUGCCAAAGUCUGGAUUUUUUUCCCUUUCCAGUAGCACUAACAAUCCACUCCCCAAGAUGCUCUAUGGAAGAGACACGGCUGUGGUACCCUCCUGCUGGGACUAUGUUAAAAAUCUGAGUGCAAUAGGUUUGAUUUUAAAUGCUGUUCCUUAAUCUGCAUGUUUUCUAGAACUGCUCUACAAUUUUAUUUUGAAACAACCCUCAGCAUUGCAGGAAGUGCCACUUGUGAGUUAAGGGUGGAGGCUCAGUUGCCCUGGCCUUCAAUGGCUGGCUCAGCUGGCUCUCCAAUUCCAAAGUUAGAAGACAUUUUUCUGAAGAUCCAUUGAGGUGACCCAGGCCUCACCAUGAGGGGUGGGGGGU
This is a messenger RNA of Sorex araneus (European shrew), 6328 nucleotides long. It is a transcript of the gene LUZP1, whose product is annotated as leucine zipper protein 1. The record is from RefSeq and is a predicted model, not a curated record. Lineage: Eukaryota; Metazoa; Chordata; Mammalia; Eulipotyphla; Soricidae. The transcript is spliced from 5 exons. Bases 542 to 3751 code for a protein of 1069 amino acids.